Zootoca vivipara (common lizard) is the source of this 1394-nucleotide messenger RNA. RefSeq names its product SRY-box transcription factor 3 (gene SOX3). Gene Ontology annotation, cellular component: nucleus. Gene Ontology annotation, biological process: brain development; positive regulation of transcription by RNA polymerase II; neuron differentiation. The record is from RefSeq and is a predicted model, not a curated record. Lineage: Eukaryota; Metazoa; Chordata; Lepidosauria; Squamata; Lacertidae. Gene Ontology annotation, molecular function: RNA polymerase II cis-regulatory region sequence-specific DNA binding; DNA-binding transcription activator activity, RNA polymerase II-specific.
AUGUACAGCAUACUAGAGAAUGAGUUGAAGGCACCCCAGCCUAACCCCGGAGUAGGCUCGGCCGGGAACGGCGCUCCGGGAAGCAACUGCAAGGGUGGCGGAGGCGGCGGAGGCGGAGGAGGGGGAACCGGAGCCACGGACCAGGACCGGGUCAAGCGGCCGAUGAACGCGUUCAUGGUGUGGUCGCGGGGCCAGCGGCGCAAGAUGGCUCAGGAAAACCCCAAGAUGCACAACUCUGAGAUCUCCAAGCGCCUGGGCGCGGACUGGAAGCUGCUGAGCGACGCGGAGAAGCGCCCCUUCAUCGACGAGGCCAAGCGCCUCCGCGCCGUCCACAUGAAGGAAUACCCGGAUUAUAAAUACCGGCCACGUCGGAAGACCAAGACGCUGCUCAAGAAGGACAAGUACUCUCUGCCGGGCAACCUGCUGGCCCCGGGAAGCGCCGGCGGAGGCGGCGUCAGCAGCCCCGUCGGGGUCGGGCAGCGCCUGGACUCCUACGCGCACAUGAACGGCUGGCCCAACGGCGCCUACGCCUCGCUGAUGCCCGAGCAACUGGGCUACAGCCAGCACCCGGCUAUGGGCAACGCGCAGCUUCAGCCCAUGCACCGCUACGACGUGAGCGGCCUCCAGUACAGCCCCAUCAUGUCCAGCGCUCAACCCUACAUGAGCGCGGCAGCCUCCACUUACACCAUGUCUCCCGUUGCUGCUGCUGCUGCUGCGGCUGCCGCUUACGGCCAGCAGCCGUCGGGGCACUCGAUGAGCUUGGGGACGAUGGGUUCCGUAGUGAAAUCUGAGCCCAGCUCGCCGCCGCCGGCCAUCACCUCGCACUCCCAGCGGGCCUGCCUGGGAGAUUUGAGGGAUAUGAUCAGCAUGUACCUUCCGCCCGGGGGCGACGCGGCCGACCCGUCGACAAUGCAGGGCACCCGGUUACACGGCGUCCACCAGCACUACCCGAGCGCCGGGACUGCUGUCAACGGCACCGUGCCACUAACUCACAUCUAGCCGUGUUCCCUCGGAUCGCCCUCUAACACCGCUUCCUCAAAACGCUGGCACCGAACGUCUCGCCUACGGUUUGGUAGCGGGAGAGAUGGUUUGAGGGCAGAGGGGGUGUCGCUGGCUCUCCAUCUUAACCAGCGAGUCUUUUGGGCGCUUCUUCCCAAGGCACAUCCUAUGCGGACGUCUCCCCAGGCAUCUUAACUCUCGUUGUAGGUGGCCUCUCCCACUCUAAAUUCCCACACUAUUGAAGUUUAUGGUUUUGGUGUGGGAGAGGCGCGGGAGAACUCCAAAGGAAGGUAAAGCGAACUUUCCCCAACUAAACAACUCAAAAGAACUUUAGAUGUGUGAAUAAAACACACAAGGGGAGUUGCACGUCUGCAUAGAGCACAAUUUUAUGCUCA